UUUUUUUUUUUUUACUAUUGUAUACAAAACGUAUCGAUGAUUUCUCUUGUUCUCUCUUGGUUUUAAUUAUAACUGGGUCAGCCUUUUUAUCAGCAACGAGUGCAUCGACUCAUCGUCUGCUGCUGUCAAAAGACUAAUAAUCGUGAAUUGUAGUCUUGUUGAAGCAAUAAACACAGAGUGCAACGAGUCGAUGCGGCUAGCGAAAUCGAUGGUAGUCUACAAGGAUGGCAAAGAGUGUGCCUACCGACAGAAUUCCUACUGAAUGCCUAAGCGGAGAACUAGCUGGUGUUUGGUCAGGAUGGAUGGGCCUCGGAGAUCGAGAAAUUGUGAGAGAGGCUUCUGCGAAAGGAACGCACAUAGAAUUGGCUUACAAGUUUUUGGAGAUACGGAGACACUGUCCUAAUCAGGAGGCAAAAGUUUAUUUUUCCGAUGAGGUGGAAAUUUGGGUGAGUAGCCUACUGAAGAAGAAACAAGUUCACCGGGCAUCUCAUAUUUUGAAAAAUGUGGGAAAAAUUCCUCUUGAUUAUAUACGAGCAGCUUGUCUGAAAUGUAAGGAGCCAUCGCUAAGAGACUAUAUGGCGAAGCAUGUAGAGCUGUCGUUUAACGCAGAGGAAAGAAAAGCUUGGGAUAUCAUUAAUUUUGUUGCUAAAUACGAAGAGCAAUUUGACCUCGGAAAUGAUUUGAUCUCUCACAAGUGCCUUGAGGAGAUAAUAAAUUUACCAGAAAGUAUUAAAGAUGCACUUUAUACCGAACUUUAUUUUCAUCAUUAUGACCCAAGUAUUACUGUCUAUUUGAAAAACGACGUAGUUUGGGACUUCUUGUUAAUGAAUAAUAAAUUAGAUUUAAUAAAAUUAUGGAUUGAUUUUAACUUUAAUAAUUCAAAAGAUUUUAUUCCCAAAAAUAUAGAACAUAUAGAGGAUCUGCAGAAAUUAUUUACAAAUUUAAAAAUAACAGAUACAAUGAUUUCUUCUGUAGAAACAUCGAAUGCAAUGGUUCUCGUUAAACAAUUAGUUCUAAAUUCUUUAAGCAGAUACGGUAUAUUUGCUAAUCAAGAACGCAAUGAUGUCAAAGCAAUUUUGUCUAGAUUUUUUGAAGAAUGUAUCCCUGUGUCUGAUUUCAAUCAAAUUCUCUCUCAACCUAUGUGUAACGUAGAUAAACAAAACUUCUUUUCAAAACUCGAUAUUGUUGGACUUUCAAGAAAUUAUUCAGAAGAUAGCGAAUCUGAAACAAUCAAUAUGAAAAACAAACAACUUUUUGAACAUUUAAAAAAUAUGUGUAAUACUACAAACAAUGCGAAUGAUUUUGUAGAAGUUGGAAUUGUUGAAUCUAUUAAAUAUUUAUCUAACGAUAGCGUUCAAUUUUUAAAAGAAAAUCCAAUUAUAGCUUUCACUUUAAUAUUUCUACACUAUUCUAAGUAUAAAAAAAUUAACAAUGAAAUAACAUUAAAGGAAAUUUUUAACAACAAUGCUGGAUUAAUAAUACAAAAUUUACCAAUACCAAAAUGUGUUCUUGAUACUGUGAUAGUAAACUUACCAUAUUUAAAAAAUGAAAUAGAUUCGAAUAUGCCAAAAAAUAGUAUCACAAUGUACGAGCUUCUCGAUGGAUAUAAGAAUUUUAAUUCUAAGAAAUUUUUUAAGUGGAGACAUAAAAAUGAAGGAAUGCCAGAUUUUUUAAAUGAAAAUCUAGUGAAUAAAUUUGGUCAUAAAGAAAAAUUAACAUACAUUAAUUAUUUAAAAGAAGCACGACCAAAUAUGGCUGUACAUGCACUUCUUUUUCAACAAGAAAAGUUGGUCGCUGGAAUAUCAUCAAAAGUAAAAUCUCAGGCUUCCCUUUAUGCACAUAUAUUUGCAUUACAACAUUUAAAUGAAAUAGAAGUAGUUAGCGGUUGCAUUUCAUUUUUGGAGAUACUUGGAGUUAAUUCCGAAAUAUUGAGACUUCAUGUUACAGCUGCAGAAUUCGUUAAAAAAGAAUUGAAUACUUCCAUAGAGAGUUUAUUGAGAUCUGUUAUUUAUAAUAAUCAUCAUCACGAUCUUCAGUUGGUGUUAAGUUAUUUAGAACGUAGCUUUCAUUCCUGUUUAAAUACUAAAAUGAUUAAAGAUAGUAAUGAAUUUAUUGAUGCACUUUGUACGUGGGACGUAAUUGUGAGAUUUGCCAAAAUACACAAUGCUUCUCUGCCAAUAUCUUUACUCAAGUUCUUAGCUUCUAUCGAUGCUUGGUUUGAAUUUGUAUUAGUAGGACAUAUUUUUUCCUAUCCCAUUCAUCAAAUGCUCCAAUGUGUACAAAAUUUUGAGAGCAUUGCAUUAAGGGAGCAUUUAUUAUUAUCUUUAAACAAUAAUCAACUGCUAGAUAAGCAUUUAUUUAAUGAAAAUGAAAAUGUUAAAGACAACGGCAUUGAAGAAAACGAUAGUUUUCAAGAAUUAAAGGACCAAGUUAAAGACGUCGCCGUACGACAAUCUGCUUCGCAGCCAUUUUCGAACGAUAACAAACAAAAUUCCACAAUUCCAAAUUCGUUUACGAAUGCUGAUAGUUGCAUAGACGAUUUGUGGAUGAUUAUUUUAAAAUGCCAUCAAAGUCAAGAUCCACCGGGAGCAUUACUUAAAGCUUCUAAAACAUUCAAGUCUCCAAUUCUAACGGUUUUGGCGACCUGUUACGAACCUUCCUCGAUUUCUUCUUAUUGCUAUUCUUGGCUCAUUAUAUCCGUUGAAGAUAUACAUUUUACAAAAGAUUAUGAAGAAUGUUUGGAAAAACAAAUUUGGCCAGCUAGUACAGUUUCGAAUUUAUUUAAAAACAUGAUUUCGUACGGAUUUGUGAAAACUCUUUCUCGAGGGCUACAGAUAUUUAUGCCUGAUAAUCCGUUAAAAUUGUUUUUUGAAUUUUUAUUACAAUGUAUAGAAUAUGGAAAUUUUAAAGGUUCCGAGCAACAUUUAGACGAUUUUAUAAAUGACUGUUUAAAUUAUAAAUGUAAUAGAAUGAUUAAUUGGGAAUGUAGUGACGGAACAUAUUUGGAAAAUAUUUUUUGGAUCCAAACCAUAGUUGUAAAAUGUAUUAUUGUAACUCUUGGACAAGCACUACAAAGUACUCUCUUACAAUUAGAAUUCCUCAAUAUUUUAAUUAAAUUGGAAUUCCGUAAAAAAUUAAUAGUGAAUGCGCCAGAUUUUGAGGCAUUACGGGAAUAUACAAGAAUAUUGUCAGAGACGAGUCUUAGCUUGAAUUUUUCACGUUUCGAUACGACUGUACAAAUAUACGAAUCCGAAAUAGAAAUUGAAAAAUGCGUCAAUGAAUUAGUUAGAUUGGAAGAUUAUGGAAAUGCAUUACAACUUUCAAAAGCAGCAAAUUUAAAAGUUUCAAAAAUUAUACUUGCCCAAUAUCAAAGUGAAUAUAAACAAAAUGCAGAUAAAGACGGCAUAGUUAGUUUUGGCUUCUGGAGUCGCUGUGCUACUGAUUUUAAGAAAUACGAAGUCCAUUACGAAAAGGCUGCGGAAUUUUUCGUUGAGCAUGCCGAAAAAGUAAAAUCUCAUAAAGAAAGAUACGAAAUUCUCAAGCUAGCUUUAGAAAUAUUAGAAGAGAACUCGAGAGAUCGUCAAUUAUGUGAUACUGUGGAAAUGGCAAUGUGGAAAUCAUGCAUAUUAGCUGGACCCGAAAAUAUAGAAAUUAACACCAAUGAUAAGGUGUAUAAAAAAUUAAAGACUGAGCUUUUAUCUAGCAUUAGCGAAUUGAAAGUGACAUGUUCACUUACAGAGCCUACCGAACAAAUUGCCAUUGAAGUUUUAAUUGGACGUUUGUUGGAUGCUGGGAGAUUAGAUACGGCAUUUCGAAUCGGGGCAAUUUUCAAUUGCAAAAAUAGGGAAUUGCAAGUACUGAUGUUGUGUUUAAGUUUAGCCGAAGGUGAAAUUUUACCGCAACAAUUAACCGAUAAGCAACGAUCGUUACUUACCGAAUCGGAAAAGCCAAGACAAAGAAAUACUGCGUUACGAAGUCGAGGACUUCAACAAUUGCCAUCAUUGUCUUCGCUUAGUUUAUCUUCAUCGAAUGCUAAUUUAAGUAGCGUAUCCGAUGCAAUAAGUGCAUCGAUUAUCGUGGAACAACAAGAGCAAUUAGAUUGCUUAUCCUUAUUAACUAACCUAAUAGAAACUCUUAAACAUGGUGUUAAUAUUGGAAUCCGAAUACUCUUAUGUUAUCGUUUAGCACUUCAAUUGGGAAAAAGCUAUCAGGCGCUUCUGACGUUGAAAAAUCCCAUGCAAUUUCUUCAAGAAAUAAUUAGCAGCUCGUGUGAUCGUAAGCUUGAAAUAACUCGAGAUAUAAUUACUGCUUAUCAAAUAGAGAAUCAACAGAUCGCCUGCUUUUUAGCCGAAGAGAUUGUUGCACACAUUACACAAAUAAUUGAAGAUGGCUUCAAUGAGCCAACGACUGCUUGGAAUUAUAACAUAAAUUUACAAUCCAUAAUAGAACUUUGCAAGGAUUCGUCUCUUCUCGGUUUGAAGCUUCUCGAUAUGGCACAUAAAUUGCUCGGUCACUCCCAUGGAGAAAACAGAAAUCUCGUUAUAUUAAAGAUUAUUGUUGAACUAUUGAUUAGAUCACACGAUUGCUUUACUUCAUCAUGUAAUAUGGAAGGCAUUGCCUCGGUUCUCAGAAAAUGUCAACAGCUUGCGAAUUCUCUUCAAAACUUGAAACAUUGGAGUUUAUUGGUUCGUUUAGUGACCGGGGUCGGGCGAUUUACGGAAAUGAAUUAUAUAUUUCAAAUACUGAAGGAGCACGAUCAAUUUGAGUUUUUACUCGGCAGAGGAUUGGAUAAAGUUCCUGGAUUAAGGAUGGCUCUCUUAGAUUUUUUAAAACGCCAUUGUCCUGAAAACAAAGAUUUAUUUAACAUCGUAGCAUUACAUUUUCGACUUUAUUAUGAGAUUGCGCUUAUGUGGGAAAACGAAGCAAAAGAUAUUAUAAAUGAUUUAGUGAGCGACACCAAGAAAGAAUGUGGAAGAUCAUUAUCUAAUCCACAGGUUGAGCUUAAAUUUACUAAGAAUGAAUCGACGGAGAAGAAAUUACAAUUGAUAAUUGCAAAUUUCACACAUGCAACUCAAUAUUUCCUUCAGGACAACAAGCUAAAUUUAGCGAAUCGCUGCUCGCAUCAGGCCCAGCUGGUAGCCCUGCAGAUCUCCCUUCUGAACGGCUCGAGCGCGAACCAGCAAUUCCCGUGCCUCCUGAACUUAAGCAACGACGAGGUCAGCAGGACGAUAACCCAGCACCUGAGCUUCUCACAGACACUGGUGCUCGCUCGCGCCUACGAGCACCACAUCGACUGGGCGAGCGCCAUCUAUUCGCACUGCCUCGUUAACGGCGAUGCCAAGUACCUCAAGGAGUUCGUCGCCUCCAAGUGGUUCACGCCGUCGGUCGCCAUCGACUGCGCCAAGAGGUACAAGCUCGAGAAGAGCGCCACCAAGCCCGCAACUGAGAAUAUGCGAGCGCUCGUCGCCAAGAUCAACGACACCGAGUGCAAGUACGCCCUCGCCCGUCAGCUCGGCUUCAACAACAUCGUCGACGAGAUGCUCGAGGAUCCAGCCGUUGGGACGUAUCUCAAGGACACCGUGCUUAUGAAGCGAUACGUCAUCUCGGAAUUCAUGAGCGAGAGUUUCCUGAGCAAAUGAUGAGACCGAGCGAGUCUCUUAACAUCUUUAUUGAAAAGAUAGUUGACUCGCGGCACUCCAAUCUUCUUUUUAUAUCGCCUUGUCAAGAAUUAAUUUUCGUUACUUUCUUUAAUCACUUGAAAGUCCAAUGAGAUUCAAUCAUUUUAUAUAAUAUUGUCGAGGCUGAGACUUAUAGUGAUACGAUGAAACUUCAACGAUUGAUUUUAAUUGUCAUUUUGAUUGGUAAAUUAUCCAUUCAAUUAACAUAAUGAUGUUAUUUCCUUUUGUCUUGUAGCUUUACGUAAUUUUACACGUGACUUUUUAAACCGUACUUAUGCGUA
Ceratosolen solmsi marchali is the source of this 5959-nucleotide messenger RNA. RefSeq names its product spatacsin (gene SPG11). The record is from RefSeq and is a predicted model, not a curated record. Gene Ontology annotation, biological process: synaptic vesicle transport; axo-dendritic transport; chemical synaptic transmission. The transcript has 20 exons. Lineage: Eukaryota; Metazoa; Arthropoda; Insecta; Hymenoptera; Agaonidae. Bases 225 to 5639 code for a protein of 1804 amino acids. Gene Ontology annotation, cellular component: synapse; cytoplasm; dendrite.